ACAUCUUAGAGCUCUACCAGUCUUGAAACCCAACUCAACAAUCCCUCUACCUGUUUGACUUAUUCUUAGUGAUUGUCUUAACCCGCGAACUUUUGUUCACAUCCAGCACAAGGUGUUCCUGCGCACACGCUGACGUGCAGAAUCAAUCGUCCUCUUCCAGUCCUCUCACUCACCAUGUCCUCCUCAACGGCACUUCGUCCUAUUCUCCGACCUCAUUCACUCCCUAGUCUACCAUCUUCCUCGACCGCGAAGACCACUUUCAUCUGUCAAUCCUGCCGACAUGCUCGACUGCUCCGCCGACCCAAAAGAAUUUACACCUUCACACAACUCGUCACUCUGUCGGACGGAAGUGCGUUCACCAUGCGAACUACUUCCCCCGUACCUGUCUAUCGAUCUACACGAGACACGAGAAAUGCCCCUUUAUGGAACCCCACUUCCAAGGACGUUAUGAACGUUGAAGAAGAUGAUUCCGGUCGGUUGGCAGGGUUUAGAGCAAGGUUCGGCACGAGUUUUGAUGCUCUGACACCUGAAUCUAGCUCCUCCAAGAAAGCAAAAGGCGAUAGCACACUAGACGUUCAAGAGGAAGGCUCAAAGGGUGCCAAUCGCCCAAAGAAACCAGUGGAAACCCAAAAUGUCAUGGCCGAAGGUCAAUUCUUGGACAAGAACGAGUUUGCAGAAGAUGAUAUGAACCUGCUCGACCUCAUCACAUCCUUUGGUCAAGGGAGUAAUCAGCAGUCCAGUAUGAAGUCGGGACCUGAAGCUCCGAAGAAGAAGGGCGGAAAGAAAUAAAGACUAGCACUCUGUGCGCUGUAACAACAUUUCGAAUGGCACAAGAUCAGGAUCACCUUGCCCUGUUGAAGAUGACAGGGAACCGAAUUUUUCUUUGAGAAAGCAAUACCAUUAAUCAGCUAUGCGAUGUCGACAGACUUUGAUGUGCUCUGGAGAGUCGAAUUUUGAACCCCCCAAGGAACUGCCGAUCAAGCGCUUUUCGCGUUCUACACACCAUACACCCCGCCACCAAUCCGACGUGGACAAUUGCGCUGCGUGAGGUCCAACGCUCACUGUGAGUCAUACUGCAGUAAAACAUUCCCUCCAAAAUAGCGCCAUGUCAUAUGUGGGUCCAUCUUGAACACCAGCACGACGGUCGUGAUAGACCAGGUAAUCUGACCCUGGGCUCAUCUGCGUACCAACCUCUGUGGAAGUCGCGAUACGAAAACAAGCGGCAUCUUCGUCCAAACGGACAAGAUUAUUGUCAAUGGUCAUUUCGGGCUUCAUAAUCCACUGCGGCUCGAGGCCAUCUUGCUUGAGGAUGUAUCGACCGUCUGCUGGCAACCACAUGUCGACUUGAUUGUUGUUGUUGUAAUUGUUAUCGAGGCUGCCGGCCGUCACUAUGCAAUGAUACUUGCACAGGACCAACAGGACCCUCAGCUUGCUGGGCAAAUAUUUUCGAUGCGGAUCGAGGACUCGGACGGGUAUGAUAAAGGACAAGACCACAGUUCCCUUGAUCAAAAGAUCUGCGCAUGGUGGCUCGACUUGCUGACUCGUGGGAGGAAGGUCUAGACUUCUCAUCAGAUACGCCUGGGGAUAUUCGGUCAAUGCAUGCAUCGAUUCAGCAGACAACGGGUCGGCUUUGAUUCGAUUCAGAAAGGCUUGCGUGAUGAUGGCGCUAGUCCCCUUGAAUCCUUCCGAGAUGGCCACGUUGAAUCGAACAUGCUGGGCGCCCGAAGUAGGGUGUCGCAGGUGUGCUUCGAGUUCUACUCCUUGGUGUACCGUGGCAAAUCUACUGGUACAUUCAGUCAGACCCCAGCCGAGGAAGUUGAUUCGGGCAAUGGCAUAUGGCUUGUUGGAAUUUUCUUCCUCUUUCUGUGCCAGGUUGGCUUCUGUGAGACGUUGUCUCAUAUCCAUUGUCCUCGCGUUGGGUGCGUAUCAACGCUCGCACUUGGAGGGUGGGCGGUGGACGAUGAAUGAAUGAACGAGGGAGCAGUCUGGACACGACAAUGGAGAAGAGGGAGAUUUAAAUACGGUUGUGCCCCCCGCUAUAAGUGAAUUACUCUAGGCCGAGACUCACUAGUUGACGUGGCCGAUUGUUAACUCUGAGAGUGCCGAAUCACCACGACUUGGGGUAAGGCAGAUUCGAGAGUAUCGUCACGACAUGGGCAAGGGCAGAUCCGAGAGUACCGUCACAACAUGUGGUCAGGCUGAUAGAUAUCUACGAGAGUGCCGUCCAUCCGUCUACAGCAGUUACAUUGGAAGUCAAGUCAAAAUUUUGUCUUACAAACACACAUACAAAACCUCAAUUCCCAGCGACCAUUCCCCUCAUUUCAUGACUAAAUCCUUUUCCAAGAAUCAAGUAACUAUACAU
Molecule: messenger RNA, 2362 nt
Organism: Exophiala mesophila
Lineage: Eukaryota; Fungi; Ascomycota; Eurotiomycetes; Chaetothyriales; Herpotrichiellaceae
Exons: 1
Coding region: 175-789 (204 amino acids)
Biological process (GO): mitochondrial translation
Cellular component (GO): mitochondrial large ribosomal subunit
Molecular function (GO): structural constituent of ribosome
Source: RefSeq, a predicted model, not a curated record